Messenger RNA from Colius striatus (speckled mousebird), 499 nucleotides. RefSeq names its product coiled-coil domain-containing protein 60-like. Lineage: Eukaryota; Metazoa; Chordata; Aves; Coliiformes; Coliidae. The transcript is spliced from 4 exons. Bases 137 to 499 code for a protein of 120 amino acids. The record is from RefSeq and is a predicted model, not a curated record.
GCAAAAGUUCACAGCAAUACGUGAAGAAGCAGCUCGCUGUUUACAUAAUACCCUGGUGAACCUUGAGAGGCACCAGGAAGAGCGAUGCCGUCGAAAAUACCAGGCUUUGAAACAAUUGAAGUAUUUCAGAAGUGAUAUGGAGAGAAUAAGACAGCUGGGCAUGACAGCUGAAACAGAACAUGAUGAAGAUGGACUAAACUGGUUUUCUGUAUUGCUUGCCAGACUCCCAGAGUCUGUGAAGAGUGACCAUUAUGUACAGAAAAUCCUAAAUAAACUGGAAAAAUACAGCAAGAUUCCAGACUUGAAAAUUCGUCCAGACACUUUUCUUAUGGCACUGGGUAAUCUCCAGGUGUGGGAGCUGUGUUAUCCAGAAAUUGCUGCAGCUGUGGAGUUUGUACGUGAAAGUAUCGUGCAGAUGCCAGAAGAGGACUUCAGCAAGUGGUUGCAGACAAAGGUAGCCCCGCUCAGGGCACAGUCCACCUCUAAAUCAAACAGCUAG